This is a messenger RNA of Marmota flaviventris (yellow-bellied marmot), 1978 nucleotides long. RefSeq names its product family with sequence similarity 114 member A1 (gene Fam114a1). The record is from RefSeq and is a predicted model, not a curated record. NCBI's taxonomy places the organism in Eukaryota, Metazoa, Chordata, Mammalia, Rodentia, Sciuridae.
GCGCUCCCGCGCGCACCCGGCCGCCUGAGCGAUAUUAAAAUGUCUGAUGAUGCCAGUGACACCGUAGCCACUACAGACAGAGAAGAAAUUACGAAGAUUUCCAGUAGUGAUUCUUUACCUGAGGAUGCGGAAGUGCACAGUGACUCAGCUACAGUCUCAAACAAGCUGGCACCAGGGGAGCCCAGAGGAGACGUGCGUGAGGAUGCAGCUGAUCAGGUCGCAGAGACUGCUGCUGCUGGGCACCCACAACAGCCCAAAGAUGCAGAUACCACGGAGACCUCCCUCAAUGGAGAAGUGACCGAGGACACACUAGCAGAGUGCGUCGAUUCUGUCAGCCUCGAGGGAGAACCUGGGUCUGAAAUACCCCUGAAAGAACCGAAUGAUCCGGCUGUGGAUUCCCCUCCUCAGGGAAGAGGAUGGGCAGGCUGGGGCUCCUGGGGCAAGUCUCUGCUCUCAUCCGCGUCUGCCACAGUAGGUCACGGCUUGACCGCAGUCAAAGAAAAAGCAGGGGCCACCCUUCGGAUUCACAGUGUCAAUUCUGGAUCUUCCGAAGGGGCCCAACCUGAGACCGAAAAUGGAGUCCCUGCAGUUGCAGAUGUGGCCGCAGAUCAGGACCCUGCAGGUAGCCCCCCAGCGUCCCCAGCGUCAGGUUCUCGGGGCAUGCUGUCAGCCCUCACCAACGCGGUUCAAAGCACUGGCAAAAGUGUCUUAACUGGAGGUCUCGAUGCUUUGGAAUUCAUUGGCAAGAAAACCAUGAAUGUCCUUGCAGAAAGUGACCCAGGAUUCAAGCGGACCAAGACACUCAUGGAGAGAACUGUUUCCUUGUCCCAGAUGUUAAGGGAAGCCAAGGAGAAGGAGAAGCAGAGACUGGCGCAGCAGCUCACGGUGGAGAGAACCGCACACUAUGGGAUGCUCUUUGAUGAGUAUCAAGGUCUGUCACACCUGGAAGCCCUGGAAAUUCUGUCCAAUGAAAGUGAAAGCAAGGUUCAGUCAUUUUUAGUAUCACUGGAUGGAGAGAAGCUGGAACUCUUAAAAAAUGACCUGAUUUCCAUUAAAGACAUCUUUGCAGCCAAAGAAUUAGAGAGUGAAGAGAAUCAAGAAGAACAAGGCUUAGAAGAAAAGGGAGAAGAAUUUGCUAGCAUGCUUACAGAGCUUCUCUUUGAAUUACAUGUCGCCGCCACUCCUGACAAACUCAAUAAGGCCAUGAAGAAAGCUCACGACUGGGUGGAAGAGGACCAAACCACGGUGUCAGUGGAUGUGGCCAAAGAGUCAGAGGAGGAAACUAAAAAGGAAGAAAAAGAAGAGAAAGCUGAAGACCCUCAAGAAAGCAAAAAGGAAGAAAAAGGAACUAAGACUGUAGAGGAAGUGUACAUGUUGUCCAUUGAAAGUCUGGCAGAAGUCACUGCGCGCUGUAUCGAGCAGCUUCACAAAGUGGCAGAAUUAAUUCUUCACGGACAAGAAGAGGAGAAACCAGCUCAGGACCAAGCAAAAGUGCUGAUAAAGUUAACUACAGCAAUGUGCAAUGAAGUGGCUUCCUUAUCCAAGAAGUUUACGAAGUUUUUAACAACUGUUGGGAGCAAGAAGAAGGCUGAGGUUCUUAACCCCAUGAUCAAUAGCGUGUUGUUAGAGGGCUGCAACAGCACAACCUACAUUCAGGAUGCCUUCCAGCUGCUGCUGCCUGUCCUGCAGGUGUCACAUAUCCAGACCAAUUGCCAGACUCCAGCCAGUUAAAGGAAAGGGCAGGUCCCACGGCUUCAUUGAGCACCAUGCAAGGGGAUGUUUUCAACACAACAGGCCACACACACCCAUUUUUGAGGACACUACAAAGCAAUUUUGCACAGACAGUAUUGAGAAUGCAAGUUUAAAGAGAGUUGUCAUUUCUCUUAAUGUAGAGGGUCGUUUUUACAAAUAAUUGUGUUUUCUUUAUGUUAAUUUAAAGUUUCACAGCUCAUAAUGAAGUUUUCCCUUAUGAAAUUCA